UGUGGUGACGCUCUAAGGAGCAGCGGUGCUUCUCCCUAGCCUGUGGCGGCGGCGCUCUAGCCAGGCAUUGUGCAGGGCAAAUUCUCAGUGGUGCGGCCGGCGGGCAGCUAUGGCGGCCGUACGCGGCCUGCGAGUGUCGGUGAAGGCAGAGGCCCCGAUGGGUCCGGCUCUGGGGCUUCAGUCCCCUGAGGUGGAGUCCGGCUUGGAGCGUGGUGAGCCGGAGCCCAUGGAGGUGGAAGAGGGCGAGCUAGAGAUCGUGCCAGUGCGGCGCUCCCUAAAGGAACUGAUCCCGGACACAAGCAGAAGAUAUGAAAACAAGGCUGGCAGCUUCAUCACUGGAAUUGAUGUCACCUCCAAGGAAGCAAUUGAAAAGAAAGAACAGCGAGCCAAACGCUUCCAUUUUCGAUCAGAAGUAAAUCUUGCUCAGAGAAAUGUAGCCUUGGACCGAGACAUGAUGAAGAAAGCAAUUCCCAAAGUGAGACUGGAGACAAUCUAUAUUUGUGGAGUAGAUGAGAUGAGUACCCAGGAUAUCUUUUCCUAUUUUAAAGAAUAUCCUCCAGCUCAUAUUGAAUGGUUGGAUGAUACCUCCUGUAAUGUAGUUUGGCUGGAUGAAAUGACAGCCACACGAGCCCUUAUCAAUAUGAGCUCUCUGCCAGCCCAGGAUAAGAUAAGAAGCAGGGAUGCCUCUGAAGACAAGUCAUCUGAGAAAAGUAAAAAAGACAAGCAGGAAGAUAGUUCUGACGAUGAUGAGGCCGAAGAAGGAGAAGUUGAAGAUGAGAACCCAAGUGACGUAGAGUUGGACACAUUAUCUCAAGUAGAAGAAGAGUCUCUGUUAAGAAAUGACCUUCGUCCAGCUAACAAACUUGCUAAAGGAAAUAGAUUGUUCAUGAGAUUUGCUACAAAAGAUGACAAAAAGGAACUUGGAGCAGCCAGAAGAAGUCAGUAUUACAUGAAAUAUGGGAAUCCAAAUUAUGGAGGCAUGAAAGGAAUUCUUAGCAAUUCUUGGAAGCGAAGGUAUCAUUCCCGUCGCAUUCAGCGGGAUGUGAUUAAGAAGAGAGCUCUGAUUGGGGAUGAUGUUGGCUUGACGUCAUAUAAGCACCGACAUUCUGGUAGUUGCCUGCUCAGCUCUUGGGAAAGAUUAGUGAAUGUUCCCGAGGAACCCAUUGAGGAGGAGGAGGAGGAAGAAGAGGAAGAAGAAGACCAGGACAUGGAUGCAGAUGACCGGGUGGUGGUAGAGUACCACGAGGAGUUCCCAGCUCUCAAGCAGACUCGGGAGCGGAGCACGUCCAGGCGGUCCAGCGCCAGCAGCUCAGACUCAGAUGAGAUGGACUAUGAUCUGGAACUGAAAAUGAUUUCCACUCCCUCUCCAAAGAAAAGCAUGAAAAUGACUAUGUAUGCUGAUGAAGUAGAAUCUCAGCUGAAAAGUAUAAGGAAUUCCAUGAGGGCAGAUAGUAUAUCCACAAGUAAUAUCAAAAACCGAAUCGGUAACAAAUUGCCACCUGAGAAAUUUGUAGAUGUCCGACACCUCUUAGAUGAAAAACGUCAAUACUCACGUCCACGGCCACCAGUCAGCAAUACUAAAUCAGACAUACGCCAGCGGUUAGGAAAAAGACCGUAUUCUCCAGAGAAGGCUUUUAGUAGUGUCCCAGUGGUUCGGAGAGAGCCUUCUUCAGAUGUACAUAGUAGACUAGGUGUUCCCAGGCAAGAUGUUAAAGGCCUGUACUCAGAUACUCGGGAGAAGAAGUCAGGUAGCUUAUGGACUCGUUUAGGAUCUACACCCAAGACCAAAGAAAAGAAUAUGAAGAAAGUGGAUCACAGGGCGCCUGGCAUGGAGGAAGAUGACUCUGAGCUGCAAAGAGCGUGGGGGGCUCUGAUUAAGGAGAAAGAACAGUCUCGCCAAAAGAAGAGCCGCUGUUACCAGCACCCUUUUCCCAAGAAAAGUCAAUUCCCAGGUGCUUAUUGGACAGACUUCGAGGGGGAAGAUGAGGGAAGCUGCCAGCUCGCCCUUCCGGGAUCCUAGUGUGGGGGCGACUGUCACCGACCUGACCUCAGAGGUGCACCAGUGCUGGCCAGGUAGAUAAGAGACACAGCAUCAAUCGCGCUUCCAUUCCUCCCUGGGGGGGUUUCUGUUAGGGGCUCUUACAUUGGCUGUCAGCUUGAUGUGAAGAUCAAGUUCAGUGCUGUGGGACUUUUAGGAAUAAAAAACUGUGACUUAAGGAUAUGGGGUUGAUUUUUGUGCUAGGGUUGGGGUCAUGGGUUAAUGCUGAACAGUUUUUAAGUCUGUACGUAUUAUGUUUAAAAUUAUUAAUGAUUUAAAAGUUUAAAUUUUUAAUUUUUAUAUGUGGAAGUUCUUCCUGUUGGCUACAGGGGAAACUCAAGUGGUGUCUUCUUUUGUGCUGUUAAAUAUAUACUAUAUACUUUGGAAGAAGGAAAAGAG
Molecule: messenger RNA, 2437 nt
Organism: Fukomys damarensis (Damara mole-rat)
Lineage: Eukaryota; Metazoa; Chordata; Mammalia; Rodentia; Bathyergidae
Gene: Ncbp3
Product: nuclear cap binding subunit 3
Exons: 15
Coding region: 110-2020 (636 amino acids)
Cellular component (GO): nucleus; cytosol
Molecular function (GO): mRNA binding; RNA 7-methylguanosine cap binding
Source: RefSeq, a predicted model, not a curated record